Helicoverpa armigera (cotton bollworm) is the source of this 462-nucleotide messenger RNA. RefSeq names its product serine protease SSP1-like. The record is from RefSeq and is a predicted model, not a curated record. Gene Ontology annotation, biological process: proteolysis. The transcript has 2 exons. The coding region runs from base 1 to 462 and encodes 153 amino acids. NCBI's taxonomy places the organism in Eukaryota, Metazoa, Arthropoda, Insecta, Lepidoptera, Noctuidae. Gene Ontology annotation, molecular function: serine-type endopeptidase activity.
AUGGUCUUACAGCUGCACAUUGCUCACGGAGACAAAGGUGGAUUAACUGGCAACGACAUAGCUCUGGUGCGCUUCAGUGAUAUAAUCCUUCCACGUUAUGGAAGAUUGUCCGCGGUAGAUCAUUUGACAAUGAUGGGACUGCCUGUGAAAUAUAUAGGGGGCGGGCUGACGAAGAAGGUCGGUGAUGACGAUACGAGGCAGCUACAAGUUGGAGAAGGGGCAAUUGUUGCAUGUCCUGCGAUUUAUAAGGAACUAGCUAACAUAUUAGUCUGUGUUGGUCCUAAGUGUUCAUCUCGCCAGGAUACUGGAGCUAAAGGAGACUCGGGUGGGCCUUUAUUCUUUGACGAUAGAAUCAUUGGUGUAAUGUCUUUUGGUGAUCAAAAUCCUUUUGCUUCAAUCGUUGCCUUUGCACCGGUCAGCCCCUACCUCGACUGGAUCAAUAAUGUUUUACAUUCAACUUGA